ACAGGACCUGGACUGGAGUGGACGGAUGGACGGACGGUGGUUCGCUGGCCCAGCUGCCGGGAGUCUCGAUCUCGGACUCGGAGCCUAGCCGAGGCAGAUCUGGCCUGGAAGUAUUACGGGAACCGAAGAGGCGAAGUGGUGAAGUCGGAACUCGGCACGCUAGAUCUAGGCCAUAGGCUAGACUACAUAGGCCAUGAUAGGGGCUAGUACGAGUAGGACGCGUCACUGGCUGAACUAGCACUGCUUCGAGGCUCAUACUUGUGUGCCGGAUACAAGCGUGCAUGCUCCGUCUAUUCGAGGUGGUGACUGCACUCAGUCUGUCUGAGCGAUGAGAAGGGAUAGGUCACACCGGUGCACCGCGAUUGAACGCCGACUGCCAGUAGAUUCUACAUGAUUGUAGUACUGGAGUACUACUGCACUGCCACAACCACUGCCUGCCCUCCGCGUGGUGGACAUUUUUGACAGCGCAGUUUUUACUUCAUUCAGUGUUUUUGAGGAACGAUCAAGCAGUUCGGAUUUGUUCCCAAGUACAGCAGUCUCUCCUUACGCCUAGAAGUAGAAUCUCUGUGCAGUGGCACACAGUUACUGCCACUGCUCGGUAACAACGUGUUGGUAACCCGUACAGGGUGGGAUCGCGGUUGCUGAAAUCGACCGAAUCAAUCGCACUGUUCACCGCAGUGUUUAGAGGCGCUGCUCCGCCAAAACACGAUGUCGCUGGGAAAGAUGUCACGUUGGGUUUCCGAAAGACGCGGUAGCAGUACGAAAGAGGACGGCAGGACCCGUCGUCUUCAGAACAAGCAACUGCGACUUCACCGGCAUCACAGCGAAUCUGAGAUUCUCGACUUGUCCGUGGAGAUGAAGACGGGUGAAAUGAGGAUCAUGCAACUGCGAGAGAGCCCGGGAGUGUCCCGUCGAGCAUUCCCAUCACCGGCCGGCACUCCUGGUCCGGAGAAAUCCAACGGCAAGAUCCAGCCGACCUCGUCCGAUCCGUCAUCGUCAGGCCCGUCCAAUGAUACGCUCGAUAGCAUUGAUGAUGACGACGAGAUUGCCGAGCCCGGUUAUGCCUUGCCAAGUGUAUGCAGCCGUGGCAAUGUGUUUGCCAGUCAACCUCGAACGUCCACGCCGCUAAAUGGAAGUGUUCACCGCCUUCCUGUUAACGGCAUCACGGGGAUCGCCACACCCACUGAAACUCCAUCGCCGGCAAGCACCAUUAGCAGCUGUGCUAAGCCGUCGAGCCAAGCGCUGGUGGAACAGGAGAAAAAGGAGGCUAUCGAGGAUCGCAACCAGGGUUAUGAUAUAGUGUGCCUGGAUAGUGUCAAGGCAGCAUCAGCCAGCCUACCCAGGAUGAUCAGCGGGACAUCCAUUGUGGACGAGUCCGUGUUUACCGGCCCGAUUCGCCGUGAGGACUACCUGCGGAAGCUUGGCCAUCGCUUCAAGAGCUGGAAGAGACGCUGGGUGUCCCUUCACCCGACGGAGCUGUCGUUCUUCAAAACUGUCGACGUAACAGCUGCAAGUCGGGUGAUCAUGACUAGUGACGUAAUGGAUGUCUUCUAUCCUGCGUCUAUUCCAUAUCCCGAUGGCCAUUCAUUUGAAAUCAUUACUAGCAAGAGGAGUCACAUAUUGGCUGCGAAAAGCGAGAGCGGUGCACGCGCAUGGGUUCAUCUUAUCCAGCGUGCAUCAGGCAAGACCAGAAGAUCAGCCAGUGCACAGUGGCAAGGCAGUGGUAGAUCUAGCUCACAGUCAGGUGUAGCCACUGUGGACACCAGCAACAUCGAACCGUACGCACAGGCCGUCGUGCCCAUCCGACGGCGACAAACCGUACCGGAGCCAACGUACGCCAUCGCAACGCGUACAUCACCGGUGCAGAAACCAGCCGAUGGCAACUCAGGGACUCAAGGUGCCGACGAUGAAGACGACAUGCCACCGCCCGUAAUCCCGCCGCGUCUUUUCAGCACGGCUGGCGACGACGAUGACAGGGAAGACGAUGAUUCCACUGACGACGGAGAGGAAAGCUGCGACAUGCUCGACGACCCGCAAACACCCAAACCUAACAACUACCUGCACAGCACAGAUGGCUAUGCAUCACCGCCGUCCUCUCAUACACUCCUGGUCGGCAGUGCCAGUCAAGUCACUAGCAGUGCCAAUAACAAAGAGUCCACACUCUUGCACGAAGACGAGGCAGUCAACAGCAUGGUUGUAUUUUUCUGAGUUCCAGCAGCUCACGUUGUCUUGUGGGAUUGCUGUAGGAGGUGAGAUCCUUCCUCGGACAUUACAGUCAGUAUUGACAGCAAAUGCAUCUUUAGAGGACUUAUUGGCUGAUUCAUGAGGCUUGAACUAUCUAUCAUUGACUCUUCCGCUUCCUAUUUUCCGCGUAAUUUCCGUUCGCUUUCGCAGCAUUUUCCUUGAAGAAUCACCUGAGCCUGUACUGUGUUCUUGAGUCACAUAACUGUACUAUUUCUAAUCCAUGUAUGUAUAUGUACGUACAUUGGUCACUGAGUUUUGGCAUGCUGCUCGAACGAGCGGAGCCCGUUUUGAGGAGCCUUGACCGUCAUUUUUUUGUUAGGUUGAUAUGUAACACCGUAGCCUCAGUGUAAUGAUGUAGGUGUAAUAUUACAAUAUAUUAGACUUAUGAAUGUUCAACGGUAUGAUGUGGCAUACAGCACUCUGCAGUGCUGUGUUUUAUCUCUCUAUUGCUGCUAUUCAAACAGAGCAGACAGACGCCUGUGUGUGUGUGUGUGUGUUGUCUGUAUACUAGUAUAUUAUACCAGUGAGUGGCAUACCUGCUGGACCUUUGA
Messenger RNA from Sycon ciliatum, 2795 nucleotides. RefSeq lists its product as uncharacterized. NCBI's taxonomy places the organism in Eukaryota, Metazoa, Porifera, Calcarea, Leucosolenida, Sycettidae. The record is from RefSeq and is a predicted model, not a curated record. The transcript has 9 exons. The coding region runs from base 709 to 2208 and encodes 499 amino acids.